Messenger RNA from Lachancea dasiensis, 3762 nucleotides. Lineage: Eukaryota; Fungi; Ascomycota; Saccharomycetes; Saccharomycetales; Saccharomycetaceae. The record is from the annotation of a GenBank genome assembly.
AUGAGCUUUGCUGUUGGAGCACCAACUCCUUCACCAAAUUUUAGCUUCUUUAGUAAUUCCCAAAGCUCUGGUAGCGAAAGAGGCCCCAAUCGAAGGCCCAAGGGAAAUCGGUUCAAGGGCCGCAAUCACCAAAAACAGGUAAAUGCUCCCUCAUCUACAGUCACGAACAUUCACUUACCACCUACUCAAACCAAAAGGACAUCAAGUGCCAUCAUAGUCAAUGAUGUCAUCGCAAAAGUGGAUAACACUGGUAUGCUUACAAGUUUGUCACCUGAAGCGCUUGGGUUCAAACCAAUCUCUCAUGAACCAAGAAGCACCCCAAAGUACCUAAUACAGCAGAGGCCAUGUUUAAGACCUCGCUGCUACGCUCAGGAUUCCUGGGAUCGAGAAAAUCAACAGCAAAUGCUCAAAAAGGAACGCACAAUAGCAGAUGCAACUGAACUUUGGGAAACUUUGAAGAAAAUGCGUGAAGUAGAAAGACGAGUCAUGGAGGAUAAAGAACUAGUAGAUCGGGCUGACUUUGCCAAAGAUCUGAACGACGCUAUUGAAUUCCAAGGAACUUGCCAGGAUAUGUGUCCAAUAUUUGAGCGGGCCCGCAGAAGCGUGGAAAACAACGUAGUCCGUUACGAAAAGGAUGAUGAACGCUCCAGAACCAUUUCCAGACAGAAGGCCUUGAAGGUUUUUGCAAGACCUGCGGCAGCAGCGGCGCCACCGUUACCGUCAGAUGUUAGGCCCCCUCAAGUUUUGGUAAGAACUUUAGACUACAUUGUCGACAACAUACUACCCAAAUUACCGGACUGCGAGGGAUUCUUAUGGGAUCGCAUGCGAUCCAUCAGGCAGGACUUCACGUAUCAAAACUAUAGCGGGCCGGAAGCCAUUGACUGUAAUGAGAGAAUUGUGAGAAUUCACCUUUUGAUUCUGCACGUUACUGCCAGAAGUGACGUUGAGUACAGUUUGCAACAAGAGCUAGAGCAACUCCACAAAGCAUUGAUUACACUCUCUGAAAUCUAUGACGAGGUUCGUGCCAGCGGUGGGCAGGCUCCCAACGAAGCAGAGUUCCGAGCCUAUUCGCUACUAAGUAGAAUCAGAGAUCCAGAAUAUGAUAAGAUGGCCCAAUCGCUUCCCAAACCAAUAUUUGACAACAGUUUAGUGCAAUUGGCCCUUUGCUUUCGAAGAAUAGUGUCCAAUUCCACUUACUCAGAAAGGGGCCACAUAAAGACAGAAAAUGGCUUAAAUCUUUACCAAAGAUUUUUUGAGUUGUUGAAGUCUAAUCGAGUUCCAUUUUUGAUGUCAUCAUUUCUAGAAGUAUAUCUGAAUGAGGUUCGAUUUUACGCUUUAAAAUCAUUAGCACAUGCUCUUAAUAAGAAGCAUAAGCCCGUACCUGUUAGCUUUAUACGGGAACAUUUAAUGUUUAACGACGAGGAUGAGGUGAUAAAGCUGUGCGAACACUAUUCGGUUGAAGUGAGCGCAGAAGGCAUCAAAUUGAGUACUUUGACACAUCACUCACAUAUUAUUCCCGAGGCCACUCCGCUGAAACAAAGCUACUUACGUGUGGUGGAUGGAAAGCUGCUUCAAUCCACACCUCAAGCUCUCAUCAACUCUGGAAAACCUAAUGUUGAUACUAUACCUUCUGGAGAUAGUAGCGAACAACCACAAACCCAAUUUAAUGAAAAUUAUAGAUCCACAGCACGAGAAGAGGUAUCGGAAAGUCCUUCAAACAGUUCGAAAUCCAUUCAACACCUGAGUCAAGUUUCGAAGCUUGAGACUUCGCCGAAGGUUGACUUCGCCAAUAUGACAGACAAUCUAGCCCGCAAUGUAGAGGCCACAAAACAAUCAAAAGAAGAUAACAAAGAAACAAAUCAAAAUGCCAAGGUUGAGAAAGCAUACGAAACUAAUAUACAGGAAAAAAUUGACGAACAGAGAAGAAUAAAAGAAACUAGAGAAAGGGAGAUAUUUGUCAAAGAACCCGCAGAUGUUAGCGGAACGGAUGCCAAUUUAGAGAAGGCAGAUGAUAAAAUUAAAGAGCGAAUUGAGGCAUCCAAAUGGGUUGCAGAUAAAAUCAUACGGAACGUGGUACACGAGCAGACAUCUCUAAUUGCAAAAGAGCAGUUACGAAAGCGCUCCCGGAAGGUAGAACAGCUUCAGCAAUUAACAAACGAGCUUUACCAGGCGUUUCUCCACGAGAAACUAUAUCUCACUGCUUUACAAACACAAGCCGAGAUUGCUCAUGAUACGACUUGUUUAAGGCAUGGGUGGAAGCUGUGGAGAGGUGGUUGCACCAGAAGAAGAGACCAACUGGAAAAGAAAAGGUUGCACAUGGAAGAAAUCGCCAAAGUGAGCAGGCAGUUAGGUGUUCCUGACUUCAAGAGACUCAAGGUAGACGCUACUCCUACUUCAAACUUCUCAUUUAUCAUGCCUUUAUCGUCACAGAGGGAUAUUGUCCAUACCCCGGUCACCAAUGAGAAAAGUCAUUUCAAGACACCAUUACGCAAAAACCCUGCGGUAUGGGAAGUCUUAGAUUUAGAGAAACUAUACCUCGAGCCGAUUGUAAACAAUGCAUGCCGUACGGUUUCUGAGAAGGCUAAACAAUCCAAAGAAGCCCUCAAGUUUAACAUUUCCUUAUAUGCCCGGAAUUGGGACAGUAUCUCUGCUCGCUGGCUUCUGAGCAAAUUCGGUCUUCAAAAUUCUACUAGUCGCAGCUUGCUCUCCAAAAGGCAAGGUCUGUCUUUAGAAAUCAGACACGUCGCCCAUGAAUUUUCACCCAAGGAUUUUGAGAGUUUGCAACUCUUGGUUUUUAACAGCGGGGUCACGGAGAAUGAUAUUUUCGAUCUUGAAAUGAAGCUAAAGCAAGACGGUGAAAAAUUGAUUGAACUAGCCCAUGGCGUGGCCUUGAAUACCAAUUACAGAUUCUCCAUCAUGGUCGUUUAUUGGGAGUCUACAGAAAAUCCACUUACAUCUGAAGAAAUAUCUAGAGCACUUAAGCUGACGAAAAUGUCUAAAAUUUUUGCAUCGGCAUUGGAGACCGUGGAGGUCAUCAAGCUCACUGGCGAUGACCCUCAUGUCGCCUUGCAAAGAAACCUUUCGAAAAUUGCGAAGUGUUGUAGCUUGAACUUAACUGAGCGGGGGAUAUACAAUGCUUCACUCAGAAACAGGAACUCGCAGGCGAGCUCCGUAACGUCCAUUAGGUAUCAAAGUUCGCGAGAAUUAGACUCCAAGUUACGCAGGGCCCUGGAACAAGAGACUCGCAAAUACGAACAGGAACGCAACAAACCUACCAACACGUAUGCAUACCUGCAAUCGCAUGUUGCAGCCUCGCCGCGUGUGCGUAAACGCAAGCUGCCUGUGUUGUUGUCGGAUUCUCACAGGAACAAAUUCAAGACUCCUCUGGCGGUCCGGCCAUUCAUUAAACGCAGCACUUCUGGUUCUUCUUCCUCAAUUCCCACAUCCGAACCCUCACAUUUGGCUGUCAAGGUCCGUCUCGACGGCCACUUCACUCUUGCAGACCCUGGCGUGUCCUGGACCACUCCAUUGCCUUCACGAACUAAACACGAACCCAUGUCGGCCAGUCGUUUAGCCACGUGCAACACCAGUGGGAUUUCAAACGUAACUUUCGAAUCCCCCAUUUCAACCCCUUCUGAAAGACUUUUGCCAGCGAAUGCCGCCUCCACUUCGACUACCACUGACCAGCAAGAGACGUCUGAUAGUGUUCUCGAGCUCAAGCAUCUCAUCGCAUCCGUGAAAAAAAGCCUAAACAAAUACUGA